CUCCUCAGUGCUCGUGUGCUGCCCAGGAUGGAGGCAACAAGGAAGCGAGUGUUUAAUAGCUGUGUGUGAGGGGAACUUCACCUGCAAGGAGAACGAGGUGUGUGUCAGACCUGGCGAGUGCCGCUGCCGCCACGGCUACUUCGGUGCCAACUGCGACACCAAGUGCCCCCGGCAGUUCUGGGGUCCCGACUGCAAGGAGAUGUGCAGCUGCCACCCCAACGGGCAAUGCGAGGACGUGACGGGCCAGUGUACCUGCAACCCCAACCGCUGGGGUCCCAAAUGCGAGAACGUCUGCCUCUGCAAGCACGGCAAGUGCGACCAGAAGACGGGGAAAUGCACCUGUGAGCCCAACUGGUGGGGACCCCAAUGCUCCAGCUCCUGCUAUUGCAGCCACAACUCCCAGUGCGACCAGCAGACGGGCAACUGCCUGUGCCAACCGGGCUGGUGGGGCCGCGGCUGCAACAACCAGUGCUCCUGCAACAACUCACCCUGUGAGCAGUUCACGGGGCGCUGCCAGUGCCGGGAGCGGACAUUCGGGCCCCGCUGUGACCGGUACUGCCAGUGCUACAAGGGCAAGUGCAACCAGGUGGAUGGGACCUGCACGUGUGAGCCAGGCUACCGGGGGAAGUAUUGCCGUGAACCGUGCCCGGCUGGCUUCUACGGCCAAGGCUGCAGGAGACGGUGUGGGCAGUGUAAGAGCCUGCAGCCAUGCACUGUGGCAGACGGGCGCUGCCUGACCUGCGAGGCCGGCUGGAAUGGCACAAAGUGUGACCAACCCUGCUCGCCUGGCUUCUACGGAGAGGGCUGUGAGAAGUUCUGUCCCCCCUGCAAGGAUGGUCACACCUGCAACCACAUCAAUGGCAAGUGCUCCCAUUGCAACCCGGGCUGGAUCGGAGACCGGUGUGAAACCAAAUGCCGGAACGGGACAUACGGGGAGAACUGCGCCUUCGUCUGCAGUGACUGCGUCAAUGGCCAGUGCCACUUCGAGACCGGCCGGUGCCUCUGCCACCCUGGCUCCCAUGGCACCUAG
Molecule: messenger RNA, 1030 nt
Organism: Antrostomus carolinensis (chuck-will's-widow)
Lineage: Eukaryota; Metazoa; Chordata; Aves; Caprimulgiformes; Caprimulgidae
Gene: SCARF2
Product: scavenger receptor class F member 2
Exons: 5
Biological process (GO): heterophilic cell-cell adhesion
Cellular component (GO): focal adhesion
Molecular function (GO): scavenger receptor activity
Source: RefSeq, a predicted model, not a curated record